AUGGAAGUACCAAUAAUCCUGCAGCACCUUAAAGACUACCACCAAAGUACAAUUGAAAGAGAUGAAAUUACUCAUAUAAGGGAAGACAUAAUCACCUUUAUCCACGAUUUUUCCAAGAAAGUAGGACUAAGAGGUGCUUAUCUUGGUAAUCGGCUUUGUCCUGAUAGCAAUUCAAAUUGCUAUAUUUCAAAGAUCAACAACUUGCUUCCAAAAUCCGAGUUCAGCCCAAGGUUAAAGCUGUUUUCCUUAUUUGCGAAAUUUUCUAGUAAACUGAAAAUUAAUGUUAAUGUUCCUACAACUCUAAUAAAGGUCGAAGAAGUUCCAUAUAUAAUUCAUACCAAAAAAGAAGGAAGUAUACAAUCAAAGGCCUGUACAAGUGAAGAUUUUUUAUAUCUAACACAGAAGAAAAACGACUCCAACUGUCCAUUAUUUUGCUAUAAAGUUCCUGGGCAGGACACAAUUGCUGUUUUUACCAUUGAAAGCGCAGAAAAGCUAUGAAAUAACUCAGAAGACAAUGCCUUCAUGCAGCAGUAUAUUUUAGGUCGAUCCAAUACUGUGUGUAUUACGAGAGUUUUGUGAAAACAAGGCUCUAAGAACAAGUAUUAUAAUAUUGUCAAUAGAACAAAACAAGAAAUUAAAUCUCAAAUUAGCUCAGUGAAAGCAAAAAAACCAACCCAUAAGAAAUCAAGCUCAACAAUAAAUAUUUCAGAUUUCCAAUAUAGAAAUAUGAUGCUGCCUACUACUCAGUCAUUAAAUAAUCCAUAUAAGAUUAGGAAAUGCAGAACUCCUUUAAAGCGGAAGACUUCUGGAAAUAAUUCAUUUUCAGAGCUCCCAAAACAAGAGCUACUCCUCCUCAUCCUUCCUUGAGCGAUAAAAAUUUUUUGCUUUUCACAGAAGGGGUGAUUUUUGUGAAAAGAAAAUUUAUAUAUAAAUUAAUAUUAAAUUUGUUUUUAAAAUUGCAAAAAUCAAAGUGAAAAUUUAUGGUUUAAAAUGCCAACUAUUUAAAAUUUAAUAGAAUUAGCUAGAGAUUUCGCUAUAAGAAUUACUAUUAUAUAUAUCAUAUAAUUUUAUAUAGGGAAAACACUAUAUAAUUACCCAAAAACUAAAUUUUUUUCCAAAAGUUUUGCUCGCUUAGCUAUGAGAGAAUAAGAAGCUGCCCUAGUGGAAAUGUGUCUCCACUAAUGACAGUAAAAGAUGACGACAGCUUGUAUCAGAGACGAAACUUAACUGAAGAGCUUUCAAGAAUUAUAGGAGAAGGAAGUUAUAAAGAGUUCAUAGUCACCACCAAAGACUCAGAUAGCUGUUAUGCUAUCGAAACACUCGUAAAAAUCCCAGAAAUUGAAAACAUGGUUAAUCAAGUUGUACAGUUUUUAAACACCGAAGUAUUUAAAAAUACUCUUCAAGCUAUCGUCCUUGAUUUUCUUCAAGACAGAAAUAAUAACUGAUUUCUGCUUGACUGCAAAGAAUAUUUAGCAGACACUAACACAGGAAUUGAGAAGAAAAAAAUCAAUAUCCCAAGCCUACAUAAGUCCAAAAGAAGUAGAUCACUUGUAAUGCGCAAAAAAAAUACCUCGUUUGAGGAAGAUGAAGAAAUCAAAAUAGAAGACUCGUCUCCUAAAGAGAUUUUAUUUGAAGAAGAGAAAAAAGAAGAAAAAACACUCCCAAAAUUCAAAAUAAAACCAAAAAUGAUUAUAAAUGAGAAGCCUCAUAUAAAUAAUGAAAAAGAAUUGGUAAAAAGAUGUGCUGAAGUUAAUGAAAAAGUGGACCAAAUUAUAAAUAAAAAAAUGAUAAGAGCAGCUACCUCAAAUUUAAUGCAAAGUGAAAGCCCACAUCCAUUCCCUAUUAAUACUUCGUUUUCUCAGCUCAGCGAUACACAAAAUUCAAGUCCGAUUUCUCCCCUUUAUAAAAAAAGAACCCAAACUAAUAUAAAAGAAUCUUUAUGGGAUGACAAAUGCCACUAUAUGACAAAAAAGCAUUAUUCAGAUAUUGUUGACAAUUUUGACGAGAUGACGCUUAACACACAAAUAGCGAAGAUGAGGAAACAAAAUUUAGUAGAGAAAUAUGGAGGGGAUGAGUUUUGGAAUAGCUUUAUUUUGUCAUUUUACAACAAAGUUUUAGCAAGUGAAGUUUUGUAG
Blepharisma stoltei is the source of this 2135-nucleotide messenger RNA. The record is from the annotation of a GenBank genome assembly. NCBI's taxonomy places the organism in Eukaryota, Ciliophora, Heterotrichea, Heterotrichida, Blepharismidae.